CACAAAGAAGACAUCUUGUCAACAGUAGUUUGGAACUGUUGCUCAUAUGUGUAGUGUGCUGUAUUUGUAGUGAAUAAGUGAUGGUGCUGUCCUCCUCGCAGCAGGUCGUGAUGGCGUUCACUGCCGUUCUCCUGGUGUUCGUGUUGUUUCCGCGCAUGUUCGGCAGCGGCAGCCGGGAGAGUCAGUCAUUCGACCCGCGGAUCAGCAGGAAAGGUCCUGGUCCGGGUCUCGGUCCUGGCAGCAUGAAGAGUCAGCAGCAAGUCCACAUGAAUGGAGCACCACCCAAAUCUCAGAAUGUGGAGAACAUGCAUCAGAUGAAGAAACUGAUGGAGCAAGAGUUGAAGAGUGAAAAAUUCAAAUCCAACAGCAACAAGGGCUACGUCUUCACGCUCAUGCCCAUCUACGCCAUCGGUGUCGGACUCUUCGCUGCUUAUAAGUUCCUGAAGAUAAAGUCUGCGAGUGACUCUGAAGCUCAGAAAGCAAAAACAGCUCGAGGAGUGAAGAAAUCAGAGGAGACAGAGAAUCAACUGAAUGAGUUGGAGCUGAGGUUAGCUCAGACAGAGAAGAUGCUCAACUCUAUUCUGACCCAACUGGACCCGCUCACAAACUGUGUGAAAUCUGUUGCCAUGGAGCAGAAAAACGAGAUCAUGUCGCAGCUGCAGUGUAUCCGGCAGCUAAUGAAGAAGAGAGGCAUGGAGUGUCCAAACAUCAGGAUAGAAGAGCCAGCAUGCCAACGCAAUCUUGACAAACUCAUCGAGACUUUGGCUGCCGCUGAAGAGCUUCCAGAAACGGUGCUAGAAUCACAAACAGAUACUGAAACAAAGUCACAUAAUCACAAACCUCUCCAACCUGACUCUGAGGAAGAGGAUGAGCAUGCCGAGGAAGAGGCUGAUAAUGAGAGUGACUCUAGUAUGCCCUCCCUCGAGGACACAGCUGACGUCAGUGAUGAUGUCACCAUCGCUCAGAAAGUUCCAGACGAUCUGACUGGAGGGUUGCGACGACGCAACAGGCCCGAGUAACUAACGAGAAUCGGAUGUACUUUUUUUAAAUGUACAUGUAUAUAUAUAUUUAUUUAUUUAAUUCCUCAUGUGAUGAAACGGUUGACAAUAUUAACUGGUUAUACGCCAGUGUUUUUGGGUUAAAUAUUUAGCAUCUACAUGUUUGACUGUGAUGUACUGUAUGUUGUUCCAAAGAAAAAGAAAAUGUCUUGGUAAUCUGAUAACAUCCUCCAUCCUGAAACAGCUGUCCUUUUCAGCUGGGAAAAUAAUAUGAAUGAAUAAUAUUCAAUAUUCAUUCAGAAAUACUUCACAUUGCUGAGGUAAAAUGGGUAUUUACUGAAUAUCUGUAAGUUUCAUUUGGUCAUUAUCAUGUGAAUUUCCCUCUGUAUUUCUGUGAUGGUUUGCUCAAGCAGGAAUGUGUACAAUAUUUCAUUUGCAUGUUUGUCGUGGUCUAUGCAGGAAAAUUUACACUGAAUGUUUGCAUCAGUUGCAUGUGAAUGACAAUCAUGUGUGCAAAACCUUUUCAGAUUGUGAGGACCUCAAAUAGGAAAUGUUUUGCAUUUCUUAAGAGUUAUCAAUUCUGUAUACAAGUCUGUUUGAUGAUGAAUUUUCCCGAACGGUUUGGCUUUGUGACAGCUUUCAGAUUUAGGCUUUUAAGUGCAUUUUGAAGUUGAAUUAUGCAUACAUGAACACAUCUUAGAAAACGUUCAUGCCCGCCUUUGCUGUCUGUGCCAGCUUUUAAAAACAUUUCUAAAAAGCUACUUUUAAAAGCCUCAUAUUUUAUGAAUACAUUUUGCAUCUGUUUAUUUAGAAGUUGAAUAUUUACGGUGCAUAGUUUUUCAUUGGUUUGCUAAGUGUAUUUUUACUUUAGAGAUUACUUUAAAAACAAUAUGAAAUGUUUUGUUCCCUAUCAGAGUGGAUUCCUACAUCAAGACUUUCAGAAAUAAACGUAGAAGACAGCUACGCUAUUCACACACAUUUUUAUUUGUUCAAACUUGACAAUUGCUGCUCUUUCGGAUGACGAAGUCAUUAUUUUUAUAUAUUCAAAUAAUUUGAGAAUUCUGUUGCAUGGCUUUUGAAUCAUGUGAUACUUUGACCUUUAUUUUGUAUCUGCAGGUCACUGUAUAUGAUUAGCAUGUGAUAAUACACUGUGUACUUCCUGUGCUCAUUAUUUUUGCCUUGUAUGUGAUGUACCUUGUAGUCUAGCAGAUGAAUAUAUAUAUAUAUAUAUAU
Messenger RNA from Myxocyprinus asiaticus (Chinese sucker), 2231 nucleotides. It is a transcript of the gene ccdc107, whose product is annotated as coiled-coil domain containing 107. Lineage: Eukaryota; Metazoa; Chordata; Actinopteri; Cypriniformes; Catostomidae. The record is from RefSeq and is a predicted model, not a curated record. Gene Ontology annotation, cellular component: neuron projection; intracellular membrane-bounded organelle; neuronal cell body. Gene Ontology annotation, biological process: protein localization to cell surface; synaptic transmission, cholinergic. The transcript has 6 exons. Bases 81 to 1019 code for a protein of 312 amino acids.